AUGGCCAUCGAUUCGGUGAUGUCCCUUUACCCUAGCAACCCUUUUCUCAUGUCAUCAUCGUUUGCUUCGGAAGACAGUGAGAUAGAUGAUAACCAAUUCAACUUCACUAUCAGCGACGAGUUGCUAAUCGAUCCAAAAGACGUUGAGAUAAGUGACAUCAUCGGAAGAGGAAGAAACUCCUUCGUCUGCAAAGGACUAUACAAAAACCAAGUUCCUGUGGCGGUGAAGCUAGGUCCAACAAUAAGAACAUCUGCUGGAAGCAAACAUUACAAGGAAAUGUUCCAAAAUGAAGUUAUUUUUCUAUCCAAGAUCAAACAUGAUAACAUUGUGAAGUUUGUUGGAGCUAUCAUAGAGCCAGUAUUGGUGAUAGUUACUGAACUCCUUGAAGGCGGUUCUCUUAAGAAUUUAUUGUGGGGAUCUCUUCCAAAGACUCUUGACCUGAAGAUGUCACUAAGCUAUGCUCUAGAUAUUGCUCGAGCCAUGGAGUGUUUGCACUCAAAUGGCUUCAUUUACCGCGAUCUAAGGCCAAAGAAUGUGUUGUUAACGAGUGAUCUGACACACGCGAAGUUGUCUGAUUUUGGACUUACAAGAGAAGAGACAACAGGUUGUAUGACUACUAAGGCUGGAACUUACAGAUGGAUGGCUCCUGAGGUUUUCUUUUGUGUAUAUCUGCAGGUAAUUAACCGUGAGCGUUAUGAUCACAAAGUUGAUGUUUAUAGCUUUGCUAUAGUUUUAUGGGAAUUGCUUACCAAAAAACUACCAUUCAGUGGACUCUUUGACAUCAAUGUGGCUUAUUUAGUAGUAAGCAAGAACAAGAGGCCAAGUCUUUGUGAUAUUCCCGAUGAUGUUGCCUCCAUUCUGGAAUCUUGUUGGGCAAAGGAUCCGAAGGCACGUCCUGAGUUCAAGGAGAUUACUGUCUUAUUGUCAAACUUACUAACCACCUUGUGCUCAGAUAAUAACUGUGGAUUCGGUGAGCAAUCUGAUUUAGAAAGCGUGUGCUCGGACAACAGUAGUAAUCGGACAAUGAUUAAUCAUCCAGCAUUAAACGAGGAAGAUUAUGAUGGUGACGAUGAUAUGGAAGAUGAGUGUUCAACGAGCACUCUGAUUCAAAUGCGUAAUAGCCAGGAGACAAAACCAAUGAAGAAGAUGGGGGAGGUGAAGAAGAGAGUGAUGAAACUGAUAUCUCCUUUCUUUAAGAUGUUCAAGCAUUGUUUGUCCAAGCCAUGA
Eruca vesicaria subsp. sativa (arugula) is the source of this 1227-nucleotide messenger RNA. The record is from the annotation of a GenBank genome assembly. NCBI's taxonomy places the organism in Eukaryota, Viridiplantae, Streptophyta, Magnoliopsida, Brassicales, Brassicaceae.